UCUUCGGCAACUAAAAUGGCCUUGAACUUUGAGGAUUUUCCCACAACCCCUUCCACAUUUUCUCCUCAUUCUGGCGCUCUAUCAGAAAAGCUGCGAACUUGCGAAGUGCUCGAUGGAUAUCAGCGGUCACCUUCAUCCCAACGAGCUUUUCAGUUUUCUCUCACUCUCCGCACAGAUGGCAGUUCAGCCGCAGAACAUUUCUCAUCGACCAAUCAGCCGAAGACUCCUCGAGCUCUGGGCAGUGUCGACGUCCAUUUCCCUUUCCGGUUAAGCAAAGGUCUCCAGCCAGUUUUAAUCAUGUCCGACGUGGAAACCGAAGAUGUCUCCGCUGGCGUUGCCGCAGGAGGAGCAAUGGAUGUCAACACUGCCCUGCAAGAGGUCUUAAAAAAUGCUCUCAUUCAUGACGGAGUAGUCCAUGGACUCCACGAAGCUGCCAAAGCUCUUGACAAGAGGCAAGCCUAUCUGUGCAUUCUGGCAGAGAAUUGUAACGAGCCUAUGUAUAAGAAACUUGUCCAGGCUUUGUGCAAUGAACAUCAGAUUCCUCUGAUCAAAGUUGACAACAACAAAAAACUCGGCGAAUGGGCUGGACUCUGCAAAAUCGACAAUGCUGGUAAAGCUCGUAAAGUAGUUGGCUGCUCAUGCGUCGUCAUCAAAGAUUUUGGAGAGGAAACGCCUGCCAGAGAUGUCCUUAUGGAGUACCUCAAACAAAGCUCUGUACACUAAGCCCGUUUUAAUAAAACUACCUAAACUGUA
This is a messenger RNA of Athalia rosae (coleseed sawfly), 753 nucleotides long. It is a transcript of the gene RpS12, whose product is annotated as 40S ribosomal protein S12. Gene Ontology annotation, biological process: translation. Gene Ontology annotation, cellular component: ribosome; cytosolic small ribosomal subunit. Gene Ontology annotation, molecular function: structural constituent of ribosome. The transcript has 5 exons. Lineage: Eukaryota; Metazoa; Arthropoda; Insecta; Hymenoptera; Athaliidae. The record is from RefSeq and is a predicted model, not a curated record. The coding region runs from base 16 to 723 and encodes 235 amino acids.